This is a messenger RNA of Castor canadensis (American beaver), 14820 nucleotides long. The record is from RefSeq and is a predicted model, not a curated record. NCBI's taxonomy places the organism in Eukaryota, Metazoa, Chordata, Mammalia, Rodentia, Castoridae.
AUGAUAUCCGGCCAGAUUGAUGAAGGUGUUCUGCUUAUUCAAGAGAGAAAGAAGAAGGGGCCAGGUCCUCUGCAGGCCUCCGUGUGCCUGGUGAACACACCAAGCAGGUUUGGCCUGGUUCCCGUUCCUCUGGCCUCUGGACCUGUCCCUCGGCCCCGCCCACAUCUACCGCUCUUUCUGGCUCCUCGGCUGCGCAGGCAGGGGAGGCUCUGGCCUUCCCAGUGUCUGACCUCGGCCAAGCUGUUCACUGUGUGGGCUCCUGAGCUUUCUGUGCUCAUGAUCUUCUCAGCCUGUGGGCGAAGAAGUCAGGGGACUGGGGCUUUGCUGCUUCUGACUGACAGCCCGUUUUUCCCUUUCAAGGUGAUCGUGAUCGCCAGCUUCCACUCUGAAGGCGCUUUGCUGCAAGCUGAGAUUCUCUGCAUGAGCUCCAGCCUGAGGGCCCUUUUCUGCUCCUCUCUCACUCUGGACCAUGCAGAUGAGGUCCAGCAGCAGAGAGCCUGGAACUGGCAGUUGGAGCCUGAGCUGUGGGCAAGAUCUCUUCGACAACAGUUGAAUGCCCAGCUCCUCUUGUUCCCCGCUAAUGAGACAUCAUCCGAUGCUCUUGAGUCUUGGCACUCUGCAGAUGCCCUGGACAGCAAAGGACAGCCCAGGGCUGUGUUUCAGAGGAAACACAAACUAUUCCUGAAGGCAGUGACUGGACCAGAGCAGUCUACAGAGCUGGAGCUCCUGUUAGCAGAGCUCCGAUCUCUGUUCUCAGCUGUGCUACAGGAUGGCAGCCCUGCAGCUUGGCACUAUCUGCAUGCAGUACUGGGUCUGUUGCCUCCAUAUCGUGAGUUGCUAGUUGGCCGCCUUGAUUUGCUGCCCUUCCUGGAGCAGUUGUAUUGCUGGGCACCCAAAGUUCAAGUCCAACUCCAGCUAGACCUGCUAGAUGCCAUAGACAAGGCCUUUCCCCCAGACAGCUCUUUGUUACAUAGGGCUUCCCAUGUUGACUGCUCUCCCUGGAAGAGGAGAGCCUAUCAUGGGCCCCCAUGCCCAGCCUGCCCUUUUGUACAGGCCCUUUGGGGUGAACAGCAAGUACAGAAAGAAUUGACCACAUGGUUGCGACCAUUGACCCUUCCUGAGCUACAGCACUGCCUGGGCAUCGUUGGUGCCGAGGUGGCCCUAGAAGAAACCCGGUGGCUGGAUGGCCUUAGCCUCCUCCCCUUGGCACUGGCAACAGACAUCCCUGUACAGUAUGAAAGCAGUGGCACUGACUACGCAGAGGAGGAGCCUGUUGAAUCAAGACAGACUAAGUCUCAACUUUACUAUGAAGUUCCCAAGGGAAAAGCCUUCCACAAGAGAAGUAUUGGCUUCUUGCAUGAGGCUUCCUUCCUGGGUAGCCAGGUGAGGAGCAUUCUGAAGACAGAGAGGUACCUGAAGAAGAUCCACUUCCUCUAUCUCAACGUGGCUCCCAGUCGAUACUUUAAGCCCUAUGAGCUGAUGGUGGUACCACCGAAGAAGGUGAAUCCUGAGCACUACAUCUUCUCUCCCUUUGGGAUUCUGCAUAUACAUCCUGUGGAGGGCAGUGAGACCAUGACGCUGGGUACCUGGCACCGCCAUUCUGUUCUUUGGCAACAGCUCCAGUUCAUUCCAUUCUUUAAGUAUUGUCUCUUACGCAAGGCCUUGACCUGUUGGAAGAAGAAUGUGAGGUUGCAGGGGUUGCAUCGUCUCCACAAUUUCCUAGGGAAUCGUCUGCUCUUGGCUGUGCCUCACUUUGGAACUGGGCUGCUCCAUAUUAGCAGGCUUCUGCAGGAGCUACACUGUGUGUCCUGGAUACCCAAGGAUCCAGAUAAGUGCUAUGAGCUGCUGGACCUGAAGAAGGCUCUAGCCAAAGAGAAACACAAGGCUCUACGGUUACUCUGUCACUGUCUGAAUCUCUGUACAUCCAUUCUUCAACUGAUUCAUGAGGACACAUACCACAUGCAACAGGGCCUACAGGAGCGAGUGCAAAACUCCCACAGGAUCAGAAAAGGUGAAGGCUCCAUAUACCUUCAGAGGGUACUGCGCCAGCAGCUGCAGCAGAAGCUGAAGCAGACAGAGACCUGGUUGCUACAUCUGGGAAAGUUUGCCCGCCUGAUCAACUACAUGAUUUGUCAGAACCUUGUUUCAGUCUUGGAAGAUGAAAUAACCUCUUUUGUGGCCAAUAUUCUCCAAGCCCCUAGACAGUGCCCUUUUCUCUUAUCACAGCUGGUCUUUGAUGAUUGUGGCCAGCUAUCUCCAGUGCCCUGUAUUGAAAAUAUGAUCCAGAUUCUAACUGAGGGCCUACAGUCUAUCAAGGUCUCUGCCUUGCAGGUAAUGCAGUCUGCAGAACAGAAGACCCGCAAAGAAUCCCUGUUUUAUGAAGAAGAAGACGAUGAAGAUGACUCAGACACAGAAUUUCUGACACCCAAGUUCCAGGGCCAGCCCAGCGAUGCUGUUCACAUGUUCUGUGGCCCAAAUGUAGGAUUGGUGUUGCCCUGGAAGUCUCACACAGUUACUGAUAUCCUGGAGGUCCGUGGGCACCGGUUGCGGGGCCAAUAUUUGCCCCCUAAUUAUAACCAUCUGCAGGAGGACUUGGAAAAUAGCCUUCAAAUCCAGCAGGCACUGACUAUACAACAGGCACUGCUAGAGGGCAUGCUCUGGGAGGUGCAGGAGUUCUGCAGGGAACAUCACUGGAUAACAGGCAUUUAUGAGUUCCUGCAAACCUGGGGGCCUCAGAAGCUGGAGGACAUGAGAGGCUGUCCCAUCAAAGACUAUAUAGUGCUGGUGAACCGCUUGAAUGUUUGGCAGGCCCGUGUCUCCAAUAUGCCUGUUGAGUUGCUGACAAAAGGCAAGCUGCUUCUGCUGAGCUGCCAUGAGAUACACACAGAGUUGAAAUCCAAACUGGGCAACAUGAGGAAGGACAUUCUUGCACAGAUACAGAAUGAGUGCUGGAGCCGCAGUCAGCAACUAAUGAAAGAACUCACAGGUUUCAUGAAGGUCUUCCAAACCAUCAACUCAGACAUUCAUGCCAUUGCACAGUGCUCCCAGAAGUUGAACGAAGCCAAUGAGCAGCAUAUCCAGCUGGAGAUGCAAGUGGAAUACAUCCGAUCACUCCAUGAAGUCCUCCGAAACCACUUUGGCCUCUUUACUGCUGAGAAUGAGGCGCUAGACAUUUCGGUGAGAGAGCAAUUCAAGGAGUCACCCAUCCCUUAGUCCCCUCCUUUACUCCCACAUAUUCAUUGACCUCUGCUUUCUCUCCAGCUUCUGGACAUGUGGGAGGCAUUUCAGUUUGAGAAAACCCAGGCCUCAGAGUUCCUGCUCAGCAAGCAGCAUGCCAUCGUGCCCAAGCUGCAGCAGCUGAUGGCAGCAGCACUGUCAGAGCUGGAAGGCCUGCUUGAGAAGGCCCUGUCUGGUCCAUUCAUGGACCCUACAGAAGACCAGGGGACCAUUGAGCACCAGCUCAUCUCUCUGGAGCAGCAAUUUGAGAACACAGUCAGCCACCUCUGUGAACUCCACGAUGCCUAUGCCACCUUCACUGGGGAUGAGAGUCCUGUGCCCUUGCCAGUCUGUGGAACCCGACCUAUUGUGCUGCAACAGCGCAUCUGGCAUUUGUACCGAGGCAUCUCUGAGAACCUCAGCAAGUGGAAGUGCAUGGCUUUUGGCAAGUUUAGCCUGUCUAUGGCCCAGGAGAAGAUAGAUGGCUGGUUAACAGAGGCAGCACGGAUGAGCACAGCCCUGGGGCUCCACAGCCCAGUGCUGCAACGCUGCAUGCGCAUGCUGGAAGACUUUCGCACUUACCUGCCCUUGCUCACCAAGCUGAGAAACCUCCAGAUGCAGAACCUUAAUUGCCAAUCCCUCUUAAGGGCAUUAGGGCUCGACAGUCUCCAAAGUAUGGAACUCCUAACACUGGGCCAACUGCUCACUUGUCCACUCCUGGAGUUUGCAGACCGAAUCAACCAGGUCUGGCAACGUGAUAAGGAGCAAAUUCAUGCCCAAGAGUGCCUACAGCAGCUGCAACGGCAUUGGGAGGUGCGCCAGCUACGCCUGUUCAACUUCAUCCUGCACGUACCCUAUGAACCUCCAACCUCGGAGCGCUCCAAGAAGCAGGUGCUCCGCAGCCCUCAGUGGGAGGUAGUUGGCAAGGACAGUGGCACCUUCAUCCUCUCAGACUACAGCAGCCUACAAAAUUCCAUCCAGGACAGUCUUCAGGCAUUGUUCAAGAUCCUGGCCAUCCAAAAGUCAGGAGACCUUCACAAAAUAGCUUUGGAGUGGGUGACCAUCAUGCAUGGCUUGGGUGCCCUGCUGGAGGUGUGGGUGAUUUUCCAGCAGAAGUGGAUUUUUCUGAAUAAAGUUCUUUAUGAGAUGAAGAUUCAGUUUCCUAGUGCUGACCUGAAUGCUCGUUUCAAGGCCAUGGAUGAUCAGUAUCGAACCCUGAUGCGCAUCUCUUUAGCCGACCCCUUGGUUCUGUCACUUAUAGUGCCCAAUGCCAAGAGGAGCCCUUACUUACAAGGCCAGCAGCUACAACAACUGCUGCAAGCAGGAUCAAUGGAGCUGGAAGGAAUCAUCAUAGCUCUGGAGGAUGUGCUGUAUGGGGUACGUGCCCACUUCCCCCGCCUCUUCUUCCUCAGUAACAGUGAGCUGGUAGCCCUGCUUGCUGCUCCUCUAGAGCCAUGUGAAGCCCAGCUAUGGCUACACCGCUGCUUUCCUCAUGUACGUUCUGUGAGCUUCAAAUCCAGCCCAUCUGAUGAGAAAAACAUGCCUGACUGGGAGUCAAGCUCAAGUAGACAGUCUCAUGUGGAAGCACUUGCUGUGCUAGGGGCAGGUGGAGAGGAGGUGAGGCUACAGGAGCCCCUUCUUCUGUAUCCAGAUCUCCCCAAGUGGCUGGCCUCUCUGGAGAAGUGUCUGCGCUUGACACUGGUGCACCUGCUACAGGAUUGUGUGGCUUCCCGCCUUGCUCUGGGCCCAUUUCUGUGUGAGGCCUUUCAGAAUCUGCCUCAGCAAAGCCAGUUGCCCCUGCAAAAUGUCCUGAAGUGGCUAGAUUUAAUCCAUGCCUUUCCAUGGCAAUGUGUACUGGUAGCAGAGGAGGUGGUGUGGUGGGCUGAAAUGGAGGAGGCUCUGCUUAAGUCGGGGGCCUUGGCCAUGACCCAUACACAUGUACACAAAGUAGAGGUACUGGUUCAAUUAAUGAGAACCCAGAGGAGCAUCCAAGGUAAGCAGCCCCUGCCCUCUGUCCGCCAGGCCAGCCUGCUCAGUGCCCUGCUGGUCAUGGCAGUGACUCAGCGGGAUAUAGCACAGUUGCUGGAGAAGCACCAGGUCAGUGAUGUGACAGAUUUCCAUUGGGCCCGGCAACUCAAGUAUCACUUGGGUUCACCUCACUUGAUCCCCAACAGCCCCCUGCAGAGUCUUAAGACUAUUACAUCUACUGAGCCCUCUCUGUCACCAGUUGCAUGCUGGAUAGAUGUGCUGGGCCGGUCUGUCCUAUAUAAUUAUGAGUAUCUGGGUCCCAGACUGGGGUCUCUACCUGGUCUGUUGCCUGAGCGCCCAGUGUUGGCUCUGUUAUUGGCCUUGGAGGAGGUAGCCUGUGGGACCCUAGUGGGCCCUGAUGGUGUGGGCAAGACAGAAAUGGUGAAUAGCCUGGCACGGGCCCUGGGCCGCCAGAUGGUGAUGAUACCCUGCUUGUCUCAGAUAGAGGCCCAAUGCCUGAGUAGCUACCUGAACGGUGCCCUUCAGAGUGGUGCUUGGCUACUGUUGGAGGCAGUUCACCGCCUGCCUCCUGGCUUGCUCUCUGCCCUGGGCCAGCGCCUAGCUGAACUGCACCUCCUUUAUGCCCCACUGUGCCAGGAGGCCUUCCGAAGGAUCAGCACCAUAGACCCCACUGAGCCCCAGCUCCUUGGCAGUGGCUUCUUUGAGAAGCAUCAUGUGUGCAUGCGCCUUGGCUAUGGCUGUCUCCUGACAAUGCGUGCAUUGAGCCCCACUGUGCCUGCCAAUCUGCACCUGCUACUAAGGCCUGUGGCGUUGGCACUGCCUGACUUAAAGCGAGUAGCAGAACUGACUUUGCUGGGUGCAGGGGUGCAGGAAGCCUCCCACAUGGCUACUUGUCUAUCCAAAUUCUUUUCCCUAGAGCUUGAGCCAUCUGGGCCCCUGCCCUGCCGAUUGCCACUGCUCAAGCAAAUACUGGAAGAUACAAUACAGACACUAAAUGUGACCACAGAGGAAUUCCAGUCCCAGCAGUCCCAUAACUUUGCUGCCAUGGAGGAGGCUGCUCUACUGCGUGCUCUGCUGCAUUCACCACUGUUCAACACCCUUGAUGGGCUCCGCCUCCAAAACCUCCAAGAGCUGCUCUGUGAGAUUUUCCCUAGUGCUAGGCAGCUGCUGGCGGAACCUAUGAUCCACAAGCUGGUGAAGAUGAUAGUGGUGGAAGAAAUGCAGCAGAUAGGCCUGCUUCCCAGUCCUGACAUGUUGAGGUCCUUGGAACAGCUCAGUCAGGCCCUGAGCCGAUCCUCUGGCAUUUUACUCCUGGGCCCUGCAGGCAGCGGCAAGACUACUUGUUGGCACAGCUUAUUUAAGAUUCAGAAUCGGCUGGCAGCCAUGGAAAACACCUCAACCUAUGGCUGCCAACCUGUGGAGAUUACUCACCUAUACCCCAGUGUGCUCAACUCGCAAGAGUUCCUAGGAUGGCUAGAGGGUCCCUGUUGGCACCAUGGCAUCUUUCCCAGGCUACUUCGUGCAACUCCUCAGUGUAACAGCAUGGGCCCAAAAGAGCAGACAAAACAAUCAAUGGGGAUCCAGCACUGGAUAGUAUGUGAUGGGGCCUCUAGUGCUGCGUGGCUGGACUCCAUCACUUGCCUCCUGAGUAACCCCCCACAGCUUAGCCUUCCUAAUGGUCAACAGAUAGCACGGCCCCCGGAUACCUUUUUCUUAAUGGAGUUGGCAGAUGCAACAGGCAUGUCCCCCACAGUGGUGGGCCAGUGUACGCUAGUCUGGCGUGGUGGGGAGCAGACUUGGCAGAGUAUGCUUAGCAUCUUGAUGGCAUCCCUGCCCCAUGAUUACCGCCUGCAGCUCCAGACAGUCACUGAGCUCAACCGCCUGGCUGAAGUUCUGGUGCCUGCGACAUUCCGAUUUUUUACCCACAAGGAUUUCAGUUCUCUGCUGCAGGUACAUGGGCAGAGGGCUGUUUGCCCAGGUGUGGCUGAAGUCACCAGCUUGGCACGUAUCCUGCGUAGCCUGCUUGACCCGCAUCUGCGCCUGUAUGAGGAGGAGAAGGUACCUGACCCAGAAGACCUCAAUGAACCUGUGGCCCAAAGCUUCAAGUCUUCAAAAAGCAGCUCUCUAAACUGGUCCCAGGUUGACAGUGACGAUGCGCCAAAUAAACAUAGGGAGCAUUUGCUAGCUAUCAGCAGCUUUCUUUUUGCCCUAAUCUGGGGUUUUGGAGCCCACCUUCCCUCCAGGCUCUGGCCCCUCUUUGACACCUUCAUGAGGAGUUCUAUUAGUUGCCUCUCCAACUACCCUGAGCCACCACCCUCAGCCUUGGUAUUUGAUCUACACGUAAAUCCUGAAGAUGGGACACUGGUCCCCUUCACUGGCCAAUACCUGAGCAGCCGUAUCAAGGAAACUCUGGGAAAUUUCUACCCUUCUACCCAGACUGAACGGCUCUUGUAUGUGGUGGACCUGCUUCUGUCAAGGGGACAGCCAGUGCUGCUAGCUGGAGAGGCAGCUACAGGGAAGUCAACCUUCGUGGAGGUGCUAGUGGAGCCAAAUCACCCUUAUAUAUACAUCCCUAUCCACCCUGCCUUCAGUUCUACCCACCUUCGCCUCCUCUUAAGCAGAGCGGUCCAAGGCCAAGCACAAGCCAAACCAUGGCCUGGAAAUAACCAGGAUUCCAAAGACUCCUUCCUUUUUGUGCUGGAAGAUCUGCACCUGGCUACUUCUGACCCACAGAAGAGCUGCCAGCCAGUGUUGGAAACUCUGCGCCAGGCCAUGGAUGGAACUGUGUAUGCCCACAUCACCUUGGAACUGCAGACACUACAGCCUGCAGUCAACUUCCUUGCCACUGCUACAGUGCCAGGGUUCUGUGAGCGCCCGCUCUGCCCACGUCUCUUUCGACUUUUCACUGUGCUGGCCCUAGACAGCAUGACCCAGGCCACUAUGUUGAGCAGGCAUGCACCUAGCAUCCAAGCCUGGCUUGAGCACUUCCCCUCUGUGGAGCGGGAGAGCAUUUUGGCAAAAGCACUGGUCUGGGCCUCAAUGGAGGCCUGGGAGGCUGUGUGCAACUGCUUCAUGCCUUCACCCCUCCACCCACACUACCGCUUCUCCCUGCACUCUGUGAGCCACCUUCUGGGGAGCCUACAGCUACUGCCUAGCAAAAUGGGCUCUCGAGGCUUUGUAGACUGUUGUGACCAUGAGGAGCACCUACGCCGGGUGUCAGGCUUGCGCGGCACUCGCCUGGCUGUCAUGAUGGUCAUGCGCAGCAUGGUACGCCUUUGGAUGCACGAGGCACAGAGAACCUUUUGUGACCGGCUGGACAGCCCUAGGGAACGCUCCUACUGUGCUAAACUGCUCUUAGAAGUAGCUCAGGGUAUCUUCUGCUGUGGGUCAUGGACCCAGCACUCAAACAAGGACCGUGAGGAAGAGGAGGAAGAGGAGGAGGAGGAGGAAGAGGAGGAGGAGGAAGAGGAAAAGGAGGAGAGGGUUCCUGAAGUAGAAUCUGAAGGGGAAUUGGCCCAGUGGGAGGACUUAAGCAACAGCAACAGUGAAGCAGAGCAGGAAGAGGACCCUUACGGCUUUCAGCCCACCGCAGUCUCACACUGCAGUGAACCAACUGUAGCACUAUCCAUAAGGUCAAUAAACAGGGAAACCACAGAAAGAAAAGGCCACAAAAUAAAGCAGGAAGAAGAAACAAGGGCUCCUAGCAGUAAGAAGUCAAAGAAAUCCAAGAUUUGUUGGAAAAAGGCACUCCAGGCAGACUUGAUUUCGCCCUUGUUGCUACCUGUGCUACUACUCCGUCCCCGGGAAGAGCCCUCAGAUAUAGUCUUUAGUCAGGAACUGAUACUAGGAUCUGACUCUGAGAACCCAAACUUGUACCUAGAACGGGAGUGGAAAAACCUAGAAGAGCAGCUGGCCACUUCAGCUGCUCAGCUGAGGUUGAGUCCCCACCUUGCCCGGUGCCACUCCAUGGUCCAGCAUGUGGCCCGCCUGGUCCGGGUGAUGGCCAGACCCCGGCAGCAUGGCCUACUGCUUGCAGGUGCUCUGGGUACUGGGCGCCGUACUGCCAUCACUCUGGCCACUAGCAUUUGUCAGGCCCAUCUCUUCCAUCUGCCAUCUGGGUCAGAGGAGGCCAUUUUCCAGUGUCUACGAGAUGCCAGCUGGCACGCAGGCAUGUUAAGCCAGCCAGUGGCCCUACUAGUGCCCAAGAGUGUGGAUCUCAUUACCCUUCAUCGCUUGGUGGCUCUGGCAACCUCAGGCAGUUUCCCUGACCAGUACACAGAGGCAGAUCUGGAUAAUAUCGAAGAACAUCUCCCCAGGGAGAACCUUAGUAUCAAGCAUAACAUUAAGAAGGAAACGAUUUUGCAAAGGUUCUACCAACAAGUGUGUAGCAAUCUGCACAUGUUUUUCCUGAUUGGAGAUGACCAGACCCAGAAGCAGCUGCCCUCUACCCUUUUUCUGAGGCUGCUUCAACUGGCCACUGCCAGCAUUGACCGCUAUGAACCCUGGGAUCAAACUUCCCUGGUCAUGGUUGCCCAGUACCACCUGAAGGAUGCUCAUAGUCCACCCCUUGAUGACGGCCCCUUGAAAUGCCCAGACCUCCAGGCCUCAAUUCCCAGUGUGGCCAAAGCCAUGGCUCUCAUCCACCUUUCGGCUACCUACUACUACGAGCACCUGUGCCCUGGAUUGCCACUUGUCACCCCCAAGACCUUCCUAGACUUCUUGGACACCUUCAUACUACAGCAGCAACAUAUGAUCCUGCAGAUAAAGAAUAGUGGCCAGCGGAUUCACAAUGCCCUGGAGAAUCUGAGAAUGCUGAUUGAGCAGCACAGUGUUCAAAGUAACCUGGUCUUCAACUUGGAAGAGGAGCUAAAAGGCUCCCACAAGAUUGUCAGCAUGUUUCAGCAGGAGCUAGAGCAAAGCAAGCUCCAGCACAAGCAGCAGUUGUCAGAGUGUUGGCAUCAGGAAAGCCUCAUUGAGAACCUGACCAAGCAACGGGAUGCCCUGCAGGCUCAGCGUGAUGCUUUCCAGAAGCAGAUGGGCAAGGCAUUUCUGGGUCCUCUGAGCAAGCUGCAGGUGACUGACUUUGAAGAGAUACGGAGCUAUCGAGCACCACCAGAAUCUGUAGUCCAGGUGACAGAUGCAUUAUGUGACCUGUUCCACCGGGAAACGGGCUGGGCCAGUGCCAAGCAACUCUUAAGCACUGAAGAUUUUUAUCAGGAGCUGGUAUUCUUCCCCAAGGAGAAGCUGACAGACUCAGAGCUGAUAAAGUUAAACCAAGCUCUGAAGGCUCCAGGUAUGAGUGAUGCAGCCCUACGAGCAGUAAGCAUACCUGCAGCAAGCUUGGCAGGCUGGCUCUGGGCGGUUCUGCACUAUGGGUUGGCACAGCGCCGGGGACUGCCUACGGGCCUGCUGCUGAGGCAGGUGGAAGCAACACUGACUCGGGAGCAGUCCCGCCUAGGCCAGUACCAGUUUCAGGCUCAAGAGAUGUUUGAGCAUACUUUGGCCCUGACUAAGAAGCUGGAGGAUGCCCAAGCUUCUCACAGGCAUUUGAUGGAGACACUCUGUCAGGCACAGUAUGGACAAUAUCACGAAUGGCCCGUAAAGUCUGCACUGCUCACCCCCAUGCACACCUGGACUACAAAGCUCCAGAAGUUGAGGGGGCAGUGCAUAACUAUGUUUGGAGAUGCUCUGCUGUGUUCAGCUGCUAUCAUCUACCUGGGUCCCUUCCCACGACUGCGGCGCCAGGAGCUGAUGGACAAGUGGCUGGCUCUGUGUAGGGGCUGUCAGGAGGCCCUGGGCCCAGAUGAUAUAGCACAGGCACUGAAACAAGAGUCUGUUGUCAUGCCACCAAAGAUGCCUCUGCUACCCACAAGCUGUCCCUUCAGGAUUCUGUCUUUGCUGAGCUGUGAAUCUGAACAGUACCAGUGGGACCGAGACCAGAAGCCCCAGGCAAAGACUGCCCGCUUUGUAGGCCUGCUGCUGCGAAGCUGCAGCCACUACUACAGUUGCCGUUGGCCUCUGUUGCUUGACCGCAGCAACCAGGCCCCUAUCUGGUUGAACCCACUGCCUCUGGAAGACAACAGAUUCUUGGCUCCAGUACGCAUUGAGGACAUAGGGAAGGGCCUCACAAGAAAUCAAAAUGGAGAUGAUAAAGAGUGGGAGGAUAUGGAAGAAGAUGAUGAUAGUGAAGAGGAAAGCAAGGAUAAGGACCAGACAAAAGAGCAGAAGGCAGAUAAAAGGGAAAAUGAGAAGGAAAAAAAGCAAGAGGAGAAAAAGGAAGAAGAGAAAGAGGUGAAGGAGAAUGAGACAGAGAGUCAGGGGUCAAAUGUGGCCUCUGGGACUCGGUCUCUACCUCCUCUCUGCCUUAGUGUGCUCUCUGGUGCUGAUCCAGAAUUGGGUCCUCAGCUCCAGGAGGCAGCUGCCAGUGGCCUGCCUGUGCUCCUGACCAACAUGGAGCUGGGCCUAGGGUGCCAAGAACUGCAAUGGCUGCUGCAGCGGGAGCAGCUGAGUCCACCCCAGGUGCAGUCUGGCUUCUGUCUCUAUCUGAGCACUACCCUCCCACUCAGUGCCUUGGAAAAAGUGCUAGGUUACGAACUGCUAAAGGGGCUGAAUGUGCUGGAUCUGGGCCUGAACGUGGAAAUACUAGAAGAGCAGAUGCUGCAUGAAAUCUUGUGCAGAGAGCGUCCUGAGCUUGAGACUCGCUGGAAGGACCUACAGACCAGAGUCCUGGAUAAUUCUGAAGCUGUGAUGGCUGCUGAGGAGCGGUUGCUGACGACACUGCUGCUCCAGAACCCAAAGCAUCAGAAACCAGCCAAGUUUCUGCGGGACUUGGUGAGGGCUCAGGCAAGGAUAUGUCAGCAACAUGCCCUUUGUGAGGAGAUAGAAGAUCAGAAGCUGCGUGAGAUAGCACUGUGGGCACCCUACCAGGAUGUAGUCUGGCAUGGAAUGGCCAUAAUAGAAGCCCUAAGCACAUUACAGAACCUGCUGCCAUUUUUCUAUAUGAGCCCAGAGAACUGGUUGGCAGCCACCAAGCGGACUCUAGACAGCAUAAAGCCACAUGACAGUCAGCAUGGAGAAGACUUUGCCAGCCAUCUGUUACAGCUGAAAAUACACCUGACUCGCCACUUGCUGGACAGCACCAUGGCUGCCUUAUGCCCAACCCAAGUAUCCUUGGUGGGUGCCUUGGGUGCUUUGGCUCUGCUGCAAGUAACAAACAGGGCACCAAAGCUAGAGAGAUUGGCGCUCUGGCCUGGACUGGAAGCCUCUCCCAGUACAAGACACAGUAAGUCAGUACCAGGUGUGGUUCGCCCCGCCUGGCUAGGGCUGAGAACGUGGCAAGCAUGUGGAAUAUUAGAGCUACUGCCCCCAUUUGUUGGACUUUGUGCAUCCCUGGCAGGCCACUCCAAAAUUUGGCAAGAUUACCUGUCACUAUCAUCCACAGUGCUGGGUCCUGCACCUGGGCCGGGACCUGAGCCACUCAGCCUCCUUCAGAAGCUGAUCCUGUGGCGGGUGCUAAGACCUGAUUGUCUGGCAGGUGCCUUGGCAGACUUUACCACCAGCCUCCUGGGCCGGCCCCUGGAUGAAAACCUAAGUACCCCCAUCUUGCCCUUUGAACAAAGUCAAGCUACUCAACCCAUACUAAUCUUGCUGCCACCACCUGGUCAACCCACAGCCACCCUGCAUCCUAUGACUGUCAUCCAGAAACUGGCUGCCCACCAUGAGCAGGGGCAGAAGCAUGUGCAGGUGAUAGCCCUGGGCUCUGAAGCCUGGGAUCCGGUUUCAACUGUGGUCAGCACUGUAUGCCAGGCUAUGCUCAAGGGGCACUGGUUGGUUCUAGAUAACUGUCAUCUGAUGCCCCAGUGGCCAAGAGAGCUGCUACAGCCCUUGCUGAAGCUGCUGGAUGGAGCCAAGGUGGUCUCAGAUCCGGAAUUGGAACUGCUUUUACCUCAACCUGAAAGCAGAAAUGUGACCAUUGUCCACAGAGAUUUUCGUCUUUGGCUUAUUGUGUCUAUAGAGGCUAUAGCUUCCUUGCCAGCUGUGCUGACUCACCACUCCAUGCCUGUUUCCUGGGACCAGUCCCUGGAGCUGGGCCACAUCUUGAUCAACAGUGUGGAGUUAGGCCAGCAAGAAUUCAACAAGCAGCCCCCUACCCAGACACUGCCUCUGCUUCUCCUACAUGGCCUUCUGAUACACCGGCAGCUCUAUGGAAUGAAACUCCAGGCACACAGGGGACACUGGAGUCAAAUGACCUUGACCCAAGUCCUUCAGACACAAGAUCAGCUGUGGACCAGUCUCAACAAUCCUAGGGCUGCCAUGCAGGAACUGGUUGCUUCAGUUUUCUAUGGGGGUCCCGUGGGGGACGCAGAGGACAGAGAGGCACUGAUUAGCCUCACGCAAGUCUGCCUGAGCCCCAGCAGCAGCUCCAGCUGGGUCCAACAACACACACCUCAGUAUCUGCUGGCCACUCUGAUGCCUAGUCCAGAGUUCAGGGAGCCCGAUGCUGUGGCAGAGUUCAAGGCCCGGAUGCACCUACUGCCCACAUUAUCUGAUCCCCGGAUCUGCGGAACAAGCGAGGGUCCCAAGGCCUGGCUGUUGCGACGCCAAAGUCGUGCUCUUCUGAGUUCGCUGCUGCGGAGUUCACCCACGUGGGUUCCUGCAGCUUGUGGAGGCUCCCGACGUGCAGAAAGGAGGCUGCGGCAACGCCUAGUGCAAGCCAGGCGGAGGCUGGAGUCACUGCAGGCUCUGCUGACACCCUAUGCUCGCAAAGAUCGUUCUGAUGCCGGCUUCCUGGGGCCAAAAGCGCAGCGUCCUCUGCAGGGCUUCUUAGAGACGGAGGUGCUGGAACUGAAUCAGCUGGUGAGAACGCUACAGUGUGAUCUUGACUGCCUGUUGCAGCAACUUAUGGGUGAACUCCCGUGCGCCAACCCCCGCUGUGUCGCGGUGUCCCAUGCUCUCUGGACAGGCCGCUUACCCUCACCUUGGCGACCCUAUGUGCCCGCUGGUGCGCAGCCACCCUGGCAGUGGCUGCGACAGCUGUCACGCCGUGGGCAGCUGUUGGUCCGCUACCUGAGUGUGGACGAAGGAACCCAAGUACCAGAGCGUAUCUUUCACCUGUCAGCCUUUCGCCACCCCCGCCGCCUGCUGUUGGCACUGCGUUGGGAGGCUGUCCUGGCCAGCUCAAAUGUUCCUGGUAGCCAAGGCUCAAGCUCCAAUCAUCCCCCACAUAAAAUUCAGGAGCUGACUAACAACCCUCUGCAUCUCCGGGUGGAGAAUGAUCCCAAACCUGCAGUUCCGGAAAUGGGACUGCUGCUGAUCGGUCUACAGCUCCUACAUGCCAAGUGGGAUCCGACAGAAGGGGUCUUGCAGGACAGCCAUUCCAACCAGCCCAGCCCUCUGCCUCCUGUCAGUGUCAGAGCAGGGGCCCCAGGAGCCAAUGACCUGCCAGCCAAAGACAUCUUGGGUGUGUACUCCUGUCCUGUGUACAUGGCAGGGCCCUUUGGCACCACUAAGCUGCACAGCAGGAACGUCCUAAUGCACCUGCCCCUACCCACGAAGCUCAGCCCUGCCACUUGCAUCCAGCGGAGAGUCCAUGUGUGCAGCCCACCAGUGCCCUGA